UACAGCAAAUGAGCAAGAGGCCGCUGAAUGAAUAACAAGGAAGGGAUUACAAAGCGCAGGACUGAAAAAAAAGGAGAGGACACCGACUGAAGACUCUCUCUCUCUUUCCUUCACUCCCUCCUCCCUUUCUAUCCUUCCUGUCACCCUCCCAACUCUCUCAGAGGCUCUCCCUCCCAGACGAUCUCCUCAGUAAAAGAUGGCAUGAGCACACUGUCUCCCAUCCUCAGCUGUUGGAGUAUUUUUUUUUUUUUUGCUUCACCCUCCUCUCUGUCACUCUUUCUGCAUCUUUCUCUUCUUCCUCUUCUCUCUACACGGGUUCAGUUCAGAGGCUGAAGAGGAGGUGAGCGAGGUAGACAGAGGCUGACCCCUCUCCCUGCCUCCUUUCUCACACCCGCAGGGCCCAGAAAAGAGAAAGAGAGCGUGCGCGCGAGAGAGAGCUGGAGCAGGGAGUCGUCUGAUGACUUACACUAACAACAAACUCCUUAACCCAGCCGACCGCAGCCCAUUCCCUCUGCCCGACCCCCCCCUCCCUGCCUCCUUUAACCCGGAGUCUUACUCUCUGAGUCAGUGGAGGAGGGAUCCAGGAUCAUGUUUGGAUUAAAGACCCCACACUUCUACCUCCCAGGUAUGAACCAUGAGUCCAAUAAGUCACCAUCAUUAGGAAUGAUCUCCACGGCGAGUCGCACCACGGCUACAGUCAGUCCCCUCAGUCCACUAACCAAUGGGAACGCAGUUGCCCAGUCUGCAAACUCUGGAUUCGCUGCUGCCCUUCGUAAACUGGCCAAACAGGCAGAGGACCCCAGAGGUUCUGCCCUCAGCGGUGAAUCGUCUCCCGUCUCUUCCCCGGCCACCAGCCACAGCUCGCCGGUUACCACCCCUAAGCGGGGCUCUUUAGGGCCCCUCCUGGGCCAGAACAGGGGCCGCAGUGUCCCCAGCACACCUCCAGUAGUCACCAUUGCCCCCACAAAGACAAGCAACGGCCUGUGGAGGGCCGACGGAAGACAGGUGGAGCCGAGUGUUCAGGGUCUCAGCAGGGAGCGGGUGGGAGCUGAGAACCCCCAGCCACAGCAGGAUAAGAGGACUCCUCCCAUCUCUUCACCUCACCCCCUGGCUCACUCCUUUGGCCUCACACCAAGCAGCAUCAUGCAAGACCCCCGAAUGCAGAGCAUCAGUUUGCCUGGGCAGAUGCACCCCGUAGUGCCCUCAGGUGCCGUUCCAGAGGAAUACCUGAGAGCACUCCGGCCGUUCGCCACCUCAGAUGACCUCCGUCUGAGCUCUCUGCCCCUGAGCCUCGACCCGGCCGCUGCAGCCCACGCCGCCGUCGCCGCUUACUAUCAUCCAGCCUACUUGCACCACCCUCUGUCCUUACCGAGGAUGGAGGAGUCUCUGUGUCUUUCUGCACUGCGAUCACAGUUCUACUCUGUGCCUGCAGGGGGUGCCUUCCCUCCACUGCACCCCUCUGCCCUCCACUUACACCUGCCUGGAGGCCGCUACCCUGCUGACCUAAACCAUACAGCCUUAUCUGAGAGGCUACAGAUGGAGAACGAGCUCCGCCAGCGAGAGAGAGAGCAAGAGCGUGAACGAGAGAAAGAGAGAGAGCGAGAGGCCGGGCUGGAACGAGAGCGGGAAAGAGAGAGGGAGCGAGAGGAGGAGAGGGAGCGUGAGAGAGAGCUGGAAAGACAGAAGGAGAGGCAGAGGGAGAGACAGCAGCAGAUGGUCAGAGCGGCGGAGGGCCACUACCUGGCUGAGCUGCAUGCUCGGAGGGCACCACCGGAGGACAGGGCCAGGCCAGGAGAAAGGCUGACCCCGAACAGACUGGUUUCUCCAGAUAAAUCCAAGGACUCCGAACACCCAGGUUUUUCAGCACCUAAGCCUCUGCAGCCUAGCAUUCACUCCUCCAGGGGCUCUGUGCCAUACCCAGUGCCCAGCUUGUUGCCUUCUCACCUGGGGAAACAUCAUGCUGGUGCUGUUGGUGGGAUCCAUGGAGCUCUUUCCGCCAGCAUGAUGAGUCAGAGAGCCAGCGAGGAGGCGUGGUUAACACGACAGCGAGCACAGGGACAGGACAGGGAGCGUCCGUUAGAGCUUGGCCUCAGGUCACCGGGGAAAGGGGUGGAACCGAGGAGAGACGGCAGCCGCAGCACCGGUUCAGUCUAUCACAACUCAGGCAGCAAAGAUGUAGCAGCCUGCCUCGGCGCUCCACCGCCGCUAAUCUCCCCAAAAGCUCCCCAUCAACCUCCUGCCCCUGCCACUACACUGUGGAACCCAGCUUCUCUUGUUGACGCACCUGCAGACUCCCGCAGAAAACUAAACGCCCCAACGCCACCGAGUCGACCGCCACCGGGAUUGACCAGAGCUGAGAGACCGCCUGCGGCAUGGGGGGAGAGGCUGGAAGAGGGCAACAGGAGGAUGGCAAAAAGCCCAGAAAGGUUCGCCUCACUCAGGGGAGCAAGUUUACAGGAGUGCUGGAACAAGAGUGAGCAGGACAGAGCCAUCCAGAGCCUCUACCACCGGCAUCAUAUCAAUAACCUCCACCAGCGAUCCUUUAUGCCUCCGUCUAUCUCCAGUGGAGCCUGCACUGACCUAGGGGGACGGUGCCAGGCUGCUUCUCCGCCAGCGGUAAGGGAGCGAUCGCAUCAGGUGCCUGACAGCAUGAUGGUGUACGAUGAGGUUCUCCAGCAGCACCGCAGGCUGCUCAGCAAACUCGACCUGGAAGAGAAGAGGAGGAAAGAGGCCAAAGAAGGAGGUUAUUACUAUGACCUGGAUGAGUCAUAUGAUGAGAGCGAUGAGGAGGAGGUGAAAGCUCAUCUGAGAAGAGUGACAGAACAGCCCCCACUCAAGCUGGACACGUCUUCAGAGAAAGUGGAUUUUCUGCGUGUGUGUGGUCUUACUACGCUGACCCAUCGCGAUGAUCUUCUGGCUCAGAAGAGGAGGAAGAGGAGGAGGAUGAUGAAAGAGCGCAGCGUCUCUCCUCCGGCUGUGCAGGGCAAGAAAAAGGCCUGCUCACCUUCAACAUCUUCAACACCCACAACUCCCUUAACUACUCCGUACUCUGCCGAGCAGAUGGACUGCACCCCCGAACUGGAGAAGAAAAAAGACUUCCUCCUUAUGUUCAACCUCUCGCACGUCAGCCCACAGCAGAGGAGAGAUAAAGAGAGAACAGAAGAGCUGCUGAAGGCCAUUCAGAGGAAGACUGUGACGUUAGACACACUCAGAUAUAAUCCUUUACCACUGUGCAGAAGUCCUCCGGUUCCCUCCACUGGUGACUCCUUCUCAGCACCUCUGCCGUGUCCGUCAAAUGGACACCUGUACCCAGACUCUCCCAGCCCCUCCCCUCCCUAUCUUAGCAAACAUAAACACCUUCAUAACGACGCGCACAAACCACCUGUAGACUCCACGGUGACUCGGCUCCCUCCUCCCUUGGCCCCACAUCAUGAAAAGGCUGAAUUCGUGGAGACACAAUCGAACAGGAAGCGCCAGGGCCUCCAGAACGGCGCUGGCACUGGCGCUGCUGCUGCUCAGAAAAAGGAGCCCGGUCAAGUGCAGAAUGGGCGGAAUCGACCCUUGGAGCGGUUCACCCCUGAGGCCUUCGCUCAGCACUUCCAUCAGGCUGUGCUGCAGUCCACACACAGCACACUGCAGAACAAAGGACUCUCAAACUGCGUCCCAGAGGCCGGUGUGAAGGCCGAUCCCUCGCAGCCUCACAGCGUCUCUCAGCUGAAAAGUUCAAAUCUCAUCCAUGUCUCUCAGCGUGCACAUAUCAAUGGCCAUCACUUCCCUUCUUCUGUAGCCAACCGGGACACUCUAGCCCCACAGGAGAACCUGUCUGAGGAUGAGGAAGAGUCCGAUCAGGAAGAGGACGAAGAGGAGGAGGAGGAGGAGGAUGUUCCAAGGAAGUGGCAGGGCAUUGAAGCUAUUUUUGAGGCCUACCAGGAGUAUGUGGACGAAUGGAGUAUAGAGAGGCAAGUCCUUCACAGUCAGUGUAAAAGACUCGAAGCACAGAACUACAAUCUGACCAGAACUGCAGAGCAGCUCUCUAUCACUAUGGGGGAGCUGGUGACUCAGAGGCAGAAAGUAAGAGAGGAGAGGGAGAGACUGCAGGCCCAGCUCGAGCACUUCAGGAGGUGUUUGACUCUACCGAACAUUCACUGGGGCAGGGGCCAAGUGAACGGGCACACGCCGAGGUGACCUCUGACACCGACUCUCCAAAGCCUCUGACAGCGAAGGAGCAGUAACAAGAACGGGCUGGAGCCGGGCCACUCUCCUCACUCGAAGCACUCGACGGAGCCAACAGUUGUCUUGUUACCCUUUUUGGACAGUCAAUUCUGUCACCUGACUGGUCCCAGAUACACCUUACUACCUGCUAUAUUUGUAUCACAGUAACUGUAAUCCAUGGUGUCCAUGUAGAGCUUAAACGGUCUGAUUCUUCCCAUGGAUUUCAACAACACUGUGUAGCUACAGCAGCAUCGUUGUUAGAGUAACGCUAACCACUCCUACUUGAGUUGGCUUUCAAGUACAGCAAUGUGAAAAAGAGAGUGCAACCUCAUUCAGUUCUAAGGUUUUACUUAUCAGGACAUAAUCACAAAAAUCAUCUGGUCCUUUACAGCUCAAAUGCAAUAUCAGUUGGACAGUAACAGCAGUGUGUCAGAACUAAGUACACCUCACAAUUCAGUAGCUUGAAGAACCACCUUUAGGAGCAAUAACUUGAAGUAAUCAUUUUCUGUAUGACUUCAGCAGGCUCUUACAUCAUUGUGGAAGAAUUUUGGCUCAGUCUACUUUACAGCGUUGCUUGAGUUCACUGGGGUUUCUUGCAUUUGUUUAUGCAUGGCUCUCUCAAGGUCCAGCCACAGAAUUUUAGACAGGCUGAGGUCUGGACUUUGUCAGGGCCAUUGGGCCUCAUUCACUAGUAUUUAUGUAAAAUUUUGUUACACAAGUGUGUAUGAAAAAGUAUUGUUGGAAUCAUAAAUUGCGCCCAACGGCCUUUUUUGUUUUAACCAACACACGUUUAUUACUGAAUCUGAAUCCAACAGGAUUCUGCAAUCUUCAUACUGCCACAGCCCGAUUUCUCUAUAUAUGUAAACGCAUUGACUCUGUCCAAGAUGAGAAACUCACUCCUUUCUUUUUCUAAUAUCUGUGGAGAAGUGCCAAGAAACUGGAUUUUAAGGAAUCAUAUCCAGUGAUAUGACAGAAGUCAUUUUAAUGAAAAAAGAAUAUUUAAUGUAAGAUAAGAUAAAGGGAUAUUGGAAUACAUUUAAUUGUAAUUCUGAUAAUCCUGAUUUUAUUAUUCGUAGUAGCAGGAGCAGUAAUAAUAUUAGUAUUUAAAGAUAGGUGUUUACAUUUUCUGAGACAUUUCUCUGUACACUUGGUCAGGGGCACUUCUAAAUUUCUUUAUAGACUACAAACAAGUUUGCAUAUUAAAAUAUUGAUGAAUCACAGAUUUGUGUGUAACCACUGUUUGUGAAUGAGGCCCACUGUCUUGCUGCACACCCCAAUUUCUGCAAGUUGUUCCACAAAAAUCGUGUAAUUUAUUCAGAUGCAACUUUGCAAACUUAGGCCAUGCUGCCAUGAGAGAAGAGGCUUUCUCCUGGCAACCCUUCCAAAUAAGCCAUACUAGUUCAGUCUCUCUCUAACUGUACUGUCAUUAACUUUAACAUUUAACAUGCUAAAUGAGGCCUGUGGAGCCUGAGAUGCAGGUCUUGGGUUUUUGCAGUUCCUCUUAGCAGUGCAGCGUUUGACCUUGGGGUAAAUUUACUGGGGCGUCCACUCCAGGGAACGUUGGCAACUGGUUUGCAUGUAUUCCACUUGUUAAUAAUCUUUCACUUAAAAAAUUUUGAAAAUGGCCUCAUAACUCUUUUGAAACAAUUGCUUCUCAGAUCACUGCUGAUGUCUUAUCUCCUUGGCACUGUGUUAAAACACACCUGAAUGCUCCCGAGCUGCAAACUUCCAAAACUUCUGCUUUUAUAGAGGUUCUCACACUUGCUGAUGGUCAAUCAAUCAGCCAGCACCUAGCUGCUCUUAAUUGCUAUAGAGGCAGUGAGGGUGUGCUUAGUUUUUCAUGCACUGCUUGGAAAUUCUGUUAUAGUUUUUGGUGAAAUUAGUGGCUAAUGACACGGUGUAAUGCAGCAUGCUUAUCUGAGGUUAUAGUUAAAUAAUGUUAGAACCCGGUAAGGACCAGAUAAUUUAUUAUGUGCUAAUAUGUUCAUUCUUAGAUUCGAAAGAGAGUGUGCUUUUUUUUUUCCUUCACAAGACUGUAUGCCCAGUGUACAGUCAUAUUUUCAUAUGGAUUUAAAAUGUUUCAGUCUACACUAAAUAAAUGUAUCAGCAGGCACAUAUCUGUAGCUUCUCUGGGCAGCAAUGAGGUAAUCCGGGUGUGCAAUGAUCACCCAGUUAGACCUCAGAAAAUAACAAUUGAGUCAAGGAAUCAAGCACACCUCAGGCCUUAAACUUGACAGGAUGCACUUGAAAUGUAAGCAGAGGGAAAACUUGACCGUCCUCUGUAUUGUAUGUUGUCUGCUUAGUUAUAUAUCUGACAGAUGAAGCAGUGUGUGUCGCUGGUAAAAGCUCUACGGAGCGUAGGGAACGUCUAAAAUGUCUAUAUAACAGCAAAUGGUAUCAAUGAAAUUUUUUUAGGUCAGAUUUUUUUAAUGGGUAAUGUCACUUGUGAUAGAUGAAGAGUUUUGUAUGCUUUAUCGGUUUAACCAUUUGUCGUGGGAAGCCAUAUGCUUUGUUUAAACUGCUGCUGGUCAGAAUGAAAAGGUUUAGAAAUUUAAGGAGACUGGGACAGUCGGUGUUACGUGACGCUAAAAUGAUUGAGAGGUGCACUAUGGAUGGACAAACGUCAGUCAUGUACCAUUUUUUGGAUGGUAGACCCGGGAUUCUGUGUCCCAAAGCCCUUAACAUGACCAUAAAUGUUAGAGAGAUAAAUAAGUCAUUGAAAUGCAGAUUCUGCAUCACUUGAGCGAGGAUUUCUCGCAGUUAUUGUCCAAUUUUAACUGAAAACUAAUUUCAGGAAGAGAAAAGCCAAACUAUUUAGUUCACUAUUCCAAUUCAUGUCAAAACUAAUUUAAAAAAAGACACCUGUAAUAAUUAUUUAUUGUUUUAUGCAUAACCUAAGCGACAGAAUAACAAACUAUACCUUUCACUGGUAUUUUGAUGAGACUUCUUUUUGUUUAAGACAAAAAAAUUAAUGUCACUUGUUCAGUUUCUAUCUACAAGCACAAGCACCGUAGCAAUCCCACCCUCCCCUCCAGUUCACCUGACCGUCCUGCGUCACUUUUUCCGUCUCCUCUGCAAGCCUGCUGUGAAAUCUUGCUUAUUUGCUUCAAUCCGUUGUUAUGUAAUUUAUUAUUUGGGCUGUAUAAUUGCAAUGAAUUAUUUAUUAACAUACGGUAUAUUGCUGUAAA
Molecule: messenger RNA, 7400 nt
Organism: Pelmatolapia mariae (spotted tilapia)
Lineage: Eukaryota; Metazoa; Chordata; Actinopteri; Cichliformes; Cichlidae
Product: genetic suppressor element 1-like
Exons: 16
Coding region: 589-4185 (1198 amino acids)
Source: RefSeq, a predicted model, not a curated record